Messenger RNA from Notodromas monacha, 777 nucleotides. Lineage: Eukaryota; Metazoa; Arthropoda; Ostracoda; Podocopida; Cyprididae. The record is from the annotation of a GenBank genome assembly.
AUGGAAGGAUCAGCGGACGGCUCACAGCACAGCUGCCGUCGACGGAUGCGGAUCUCAUUGGACGAUUGCGCCUUAGCAUUGCAGGCUUUGUUGGAUUUGUGCGGCUACGAUGACGCGAAACUGACGCAGGAUUGUCUCUCGGAAAGUAUCUCGAGUGCUGCUGAAGUACGAGUAAGAGCUGAGAUUUUGAUGGCUCUUCUUCGUCAAGAGAACACUUUCUUCAUCGUGAUGAGGCAGCUGUUUGAAUUUGGCACUAAUUUGCUACCACGGCUUCUUUGUCCCAGCAGCAGCACUGGAAUUCGGGCGACUAAUGACCGCGACGAUGCGAUGGAAUUAUCAACUUCGCGUAAGAAGACGGUAUUUUUGGUGACUGUUUGCCUGAACGGAUUGUUGAGGGUCGGCGAUGAGAUUUCAGUUAGAUUAAGACUUAUUUUGCCGAAAUUUACAAUGGCGAAAGCUGGUAAAGAAGGAGCCAAGUGGCUGAAGCAGUUGAUCUUCAACUAUUCUCGUUAUCGUGUCUAUGGAGUGUACCACGAUGACAUGUUGGCCGAAAAUAAUACGGUUAAAGAGGCGUUGCGUCGAAUCCCAGCCCACAUCACGGACGAAAGAGCUUUCAGAAUUUCCCGUGCCCUAGAUUUAAAUUUGAAGAAAGACAUUCUACCCAAAUCCCAGUGGACCUCAUUCGAAGACGACGUCGCUAACGGUCGAUACCUGCAACCAUACCUGGAAGAAGUAGAAAGUGAGCACCGAGAAUUACAGGAAUGGAACUCGAAGUGA